This is a messenger RNA of Chenopodium quinoa (quinoa), 4916 nucleotides long. Its product is annotated as cellulose synthase A catalytic subunit 8 [UDP-forming]-like. The transcript has 25 exons. Gene Ontology annotation, biological process: plant-type primary cell wall biogenesis; cellulose biosynthetic process. The record is from RefSeq and is a predicted model, not a curated record. Gene Ontology annotation, cellular component: trans-Golgi network; plasma membrane. Bases 143 to 4633 code for a protein of 1496 amino acids. NCBI's taxonomy places the organism in Eukaryota, Viridiplantae, Streptophyta, Magnoliopsida, Caryophyllales, Amaranthaceae. Gene Ontology annotation, molecular function: protein binding; RNA binding; cellulose synthase (UDP-forming) activity.
UACUUUAUUUUUCCAUUUCUUAAUUACCGUAAAAAGUCGAAUUUCCUUAUAAUAAACUCGUCCAAAUUUGAUAAUCACCCUCUAGUCCUUGAGACUCGACCCUCUUGCUCCUCAGGUGACUAGCUAGGUGAGAACCAAACUGAUGGAGGCUUCACGGACUCCGAGACGACUGAAGGGUCACACUGCCACCGCUAAUUCCUGCAUCUCCUCUCGUCAACGCCCUUCUGUCGUUUUCACUGCCGCCGAGGAUGGUUGCAUGUGUUUGUUUGACUUGAGAUGCAAAGAUGUUCAACGAGUUAUGAAGCUAGGCAAUGAUGCUAUUUCGUCGUUGUGUUUCAAAGAAGGGAAUGAAAAUAUGAUAUACAUUUCUUCUGGGACAGACAUCAGUUGCUUUGAUGUUCAAAUGGCUACUUUUGAGAAGCCCAUGGAGAGGUACAAAUAUAACAAAGAGGAAAUUAACCAGAUAUCAUGUAACUCGAAGUCAUCUUUUCUUGCUGCUGCAGAUGAUAGCGGUGAUGUUAAGAUAAUUGAUAUCCAACGGCAAUGCCCUUUCAAAACAUUGAGAUCUGGUCAUGAUACUAUAUGUAGCAGUGUACAGUUUGUUCCUUGGAAGCCUGGGGAAGUUAUUACUGGAGGUCUUGAUUCUAAGAUGAUCAUGUGGGAUUUUUCCAAGGGGCGACCAUUCCUUGUUGUGGAUUUUGGGAAUCUGGAGGAAAGCGCUAAAAACACCGGACAGUUUUACAACCCAGCUUUUAUCCAUGCUAUAGCUGUUCCUGAAAUGGAUAUGUUGGAUAAGUUAGGAAAGGCAUGUGCUGUUGCAAGAGGAGAUGGAAUCGUCAGCUUGAUCAAUAUAGAAGCAGAACUUGCUGCUGUUAAGUCAAAAGGGUUUUCCAAAAAUGAUAAAUGUCCCCAAGGCAGGUCAAGUAAUGCUGCUGCAGUCUCAGAUGUUGUAACAAACAAACAAAAUGAAAUUAAAAGGUUGCAUUUGGAUUAUACACUUGGAGGCCAUUCUGCGGCUGCUUCUUGUGUGACAUUUUCAACAUUUGGAGAGAGAGGGAAGUUCAUAAUAUCUGGAGGAAAUGAUAAAUCAGUGAAGGUCUGGGAUUGGUCUCGGUAUCUUGAUGAUGCUCAAGCAAGUGCUGACUCAACUUCUGUAUUUAGCAUUGAUUUGCCAAAAAAAGUUAACUGGCUGUGCACUACCCCUACUGAUUCAGACAACCUUGUUGUCUGUGAUACAUCCAAAGUGGUAAAGGUUUAUACUCUUAAAGAAGAGGUAUGUGAUGAUGAUGUUAGGCUCGAAGAUGAUUGGGUGCCUGUGGAUGAAAGUCUUGCUCCACAUGAGCUCGAUCAAGUUAUUCGAUCAAAGGAAGCAUGCUCCAGAGCUGUUGUUCUUGAAUGUAUAGGUGAUAUCCCUGAUGCAGAUACAAAGCCUCCUGAAAAUCAGUUGUUUGUAUGUAGACUAAAUCCGAUUACAGAGGAGGAGGAUUUGCACACAGUAUUUUCACGCUUUGGGGCUAUUAAUUCUGUUACUAUUGUUCGUAACAGGAAUGGAGGUAGUGUGGGAUUUGCUUUCAUUGAAUUUGAGAGCAAAGUAGCAUGUGAACAAGCUUACUAUGCCAUGGAUGGCUCAUUGAUUGAUGAUAGAAGGAUACGCAUUGAUUUAGUCAAAAGAAAGAAAGAAAAGCAGCCAAAGAUGAUGCAAUCUGGCCUUCCACAGUGUAACACUUGCGGCGAGCCAGUAGGACUUGAUUCGAAUGGAAAUGUGUUUGUGGCUUGCCUUGAAUGCAAUUAUCCUGUUUGUAAGGCUUGUGUUGAUUAUGAGAUUAAAGAAGGUAAAAAGGCUUGCUUUCGUUGUGCUGCUCCCUACGAAGAUAAUGUGACAUAUGAUGAGGGCGGUGUUGAGGCAUCUGGUAGUCACAAGAACAAGACAACCCAUCUCACUAAUGAGCAGGAUCUUGGCCUACAUGCUCGAAACAUGAGCACUAUCUCCACAGCUGAUAGUGAAUUAAAUAGUGAAUCUGGAAGCUCGAUAUGGAAGCAUCGGGUGGAGAGUUGGAGAGAAAGGAAAGACAAGAAGAAAAAGAAUGUUAAAGAGUCUAAAGUUUCAAAAGAAGUUGAACAAGUUCCAUUAGAACAACAGAUGGAGGAACAUCAGUUUUCAGAGGCUGCUGCACAGCCACUUUCAAGAAUUAUUCCGAUCCCAAGAACCAAGAUCACCUCAUACAGGAUCAUGAUCAUUGUGCGGUUGAUUAUUCUUGCACUGUUUUUCCACUACAGAUUAACAAAUCCUGUGGAUAGUGCCUUUGGUCUAUGGCUUACUUCUGUUAUCUGUGAGAUCUGGUUUGCUUUUUCCUGGAUUUUGGAUCAGUUUCCUAAAUGGCAGCCCAUCAAUAGGGAGACAUUCAUCGAUCAGUUGUCCUUGAGGUACGAAAGAGAAGGAGAACCUUCACAGCUUGCAGCUGUGGACUUCUUUGUGAGUACCGUGGAUCCAUUGAAAGAACCGCCUUUAAUCACAGCCAAUACUGUACUCUCCAUCCUUGCUGUGGACUAUCCUGUUGAUAAAGUCUCCUGCUAUGUAUCUGAUGAUGGUGCUGCAAUGCUUACCUUUGAGUCACUUGCUGAGACUUCUGAAUUCGCAAGAAAGUGGGUUCCUUUUUGCAAGAAAUAUGAGAUUGAACCGCGAGCUCCUGAGUUUUACUUCUCACAGAAGAUUGACUACCUUAGGGACAAAGUGCAGCCUUCUUUUGUGAAGGAACGCAGAGCGAUGAAAAGAGAUUAUGAAGAAUACAAAGUGAAGAUGAAUGCCUUAGUUGCCAAGGCACAAAAAACCCCAGACGAAGGCUGGACUAUGGCAGAUGGAACACCUUGGCCAGGAAACAAUAGUCGUGAUCAUCCAGGAAUGAUCCAGGUUUUCCUUGGAAAUACUGGUUCUCCUGACAUAGAAGGUAACGAACUUCCAAGGCUCGUUUAUGUUUCAAGAGAAAAGAGGCCAGGAUUUCAGCAUCACAAAAAAGCCGGUGCUGAGAAUGCUUUGAUUAGAGUAUCUGCAGUCCUCACAAAUGCUCCCUACAUUUUGAACCUUGAUUGUGAUCAUUAUGUCAACAACAGCAAGGCAGUUCGCGAGGCAAUGUGCUUCCUGAUGGACCCUGUAGUCGGUCAGGAUGUUUGUUAUGUUCAGUUCCCUCAAAGAUUUGAUGGUAUUGACAAGAGUGAUCGAUAUGCCAACCGCAAUGUUGUCUUCUUUGAUGUUAAUAUGAAAGGACUUGAUGGGAUUCAAGGGCCAGUUUAUGUCGGAACUGGUUGUGUGUUCAAUAGGCAAGCACUAUACGGCUAUGGACCACCAUCAUUACCUAGUUUAUCCAAAUCAUCCUCGUCUUCCUGUUGCUGCUGUCCUUCCAAGAAGAAGGAAGAAAAAGAUGUCUCAGAGCUUAACCGUGAUUCAAAACGUGAAGAUCUAGAAUCUGCCAUAUUUAACCUCAAGGAGCUCAACAAUUAUGAUGAAUAUGAUAGAUCAAUGUUAAUCUCUCAAACAAGCUUUGAGAAGACAUUUGGAUUAUCCACUGUGUUCAUCGAGUCUACAUUGAUGGAGAAUGGAGGUGUUCCAGAUUCUGCUAACUCACCAACAUUGAUCAAGGAAGCGAUACAUGUCAUUAGCUGUGGGUAUGAAGAAAAGACAGCCUGGGGAAAAGAGAUUGGAUGGAUAUAUGGAUCUAUUACAGAAGAUAUCUUGACUGGGUUCAAGAUGCAAUGCCGUGGUUGGAGAUCAAUAUACUGUAUGCCCUUAAGGCCUUGCUUUAAAGGGUCUGCACCAAUUAACUUGUCUGAUAGACUGCACCAGGUCCUUCGUUGGGCUCUUGGAUCAGUGGAGAUUUUCUUUAGUAGACAUUGUCCACUUUGGUAUGGAUUUGGAGCUGGCCGCCUUAAGUUGCUUCAAAGAUUGGCAUACAUUAAUACCAUUGUUUACCCUUUUACUUCCCUUCCUCUUGUUGCCUACUGUACAUUGCCUGCUAUCUGCCUCCUCACCGGAAAGUUCAUCAUACCUACUCUAUCAAACCUGGCAAGUGUGCUCUUCUUAGGCCUCUUCACGUCCAUCAUACUCGUCAGUGUGUUAGAACUAAGAUGGAGUGGAGUAGGCAUCGAGGACUUGUGGAGGAACGAGCAGUUCUGGGUCAUUGGAGGGGUCUCAGCUCACCUGUUUGCUGUCUUCCAAGGACUGCUGAAGAUGCUUGCAGGGUUAGACACCAACUUCACUGUCACGUCAAAAUCAGCUGAUGACACUGAAUUUGGAGAACUCUAUGUUUUCAAGUGGACUACCCUUCUUAUCCCUCCCACCACCCUCAUCAUCCUCAACAUCGUCGGAGUGGUGGCAGGGUUUUCUGAUGCCUUGAACAACGGCUAUGAUUCGUGGGGACCACUCUUCGGAAAGGUCUUCUUUUCCUUCUGGGUGAUCCUCCAUCUGUACCCCUUCCUUAAGGGUCUUAUGGGAAAGCAAAACAGGACACCUACUAUUGUGGUGUUGUGGUCAGUGCUGUUGGCCUCAGUUUUCUCCCUUGUUUGGGUCAAAAUCGACCCGUUUGUCAGCAAGGUGGACAGUAAGAGUAUUGCUCAGAGCUGCAUUUCCAUUGAUUGUUGAAAAAAACAAGCAAAAUCAUAGCAUAUAGUUUUUGUGUCUUUCUAGAAUAAUUUUGGUUUAUUUUUUGAUAUAUGUAUGAAUUGAUCAUAAGCUGUUGGAGUAAAUUUUAAGCAAAUUCCACUUAUGGGCUAUGGCAUUAGGUGGGUGUCUUUCUUUUUUAGGAAAUUACUCUAGGAACAAAAGGGUGUGAUGCAUUUCAUACUUUUACGUACAAACGUGAAUGUUAACAACUGCGUUGUUGGUUAAAAUCUUGGAGGUGGGGAUCAAAUCCCGUUUACAUCUA